AAAGAGCCCCUGGGAGUCUCCGGCUGCGCGGCCUGAACUCCGGGCCUACAGAGAGGGACCCCGCUAUACUGCUCCCAGUCCGGGCCUAGAGAGAGGGACCCCGCUAUACCGCUCCCAGUCCGGGCCUAGAGAGAGGGACCCCGCUAUACCGCUCCCAGUCCGGGCCUAGAGAGAGGGAUCCCGCUAUACCGCUCCCAGUCCGGGCCUAAAGAGAGGGACCCCGCUAUACCGCUCCCAGUCCUGGCCUUGAGAGAGGGACCCCGCUAUACCGCUCCCAGUCCGGGCCUAGAGAGAGGGACCCCGCUAUACCGCUCCCAGUCCGGGCCUAAAGAGAGGGACCCCGCUAUACCGCUCCCAGUCCGGGCCUAGAGAGAGGGAUCCCAGUCCGGGCCUAGAGAGAGGGACCCCGCUAUACCGCUCCCAGUCCGGGCCUAGAGAGAGCGACCCCGCUAUACGUGAGGGCCUCAUUCCAGAUACCGGAGUCUUUUCGGGCAGCAAUCCUACCUCUUCCCAGCCUGCUCUGGCCGACAUGCAGCUACCGUGAGCCUCUGAAUGAUCUAUCAAAAUGACAGAGUACAAGCUUGUGGUAGUUGGUGCUGGAGGCGUUGGCAAGAGUGCUCUAACAAUCCAGCUGAUUCAGAACCACUUUGUGGAUGAAUACGACCCUACGAUUGAGGACUCUUACAGAAAGCAAGUAGUCAUCGAUGGGGAGACUUGCCUCCUGGAUAUCCUGGACACUGCAGGUCAAGAGGAGUACAGUGCUAUGAGAGAUCAAUAUAUGCGAACAGGAGAGGGGUUCCUGUGUGUAUUUGCUAUCAAUAAUACAAAAUCAUUUGAAGACAUUCACAAUUAUAGAGAACAAAUAAAAAGGGUUAAAGAUUCUGAAGAUGUGCCCAUGGUUCUCGUAGGCAAUAAGUGUGACUUACCGUCUAGAACCGUAGAUACAAAACAAGCGCAGGAUCUGGCACGAAGCUAUGGAAUUCCAUUCAUUGAGACAUCGGCAAAGACAAGACAGGGUGUGGAUGAUGCUUUCUAUACGUUAGUACGAGAAAUUCGAAAGCACAAGGAGAAGAUGAGCAAAGACGGCAAAAAGAAAAAGAAGAAAUCCAAGACAAAGUGUACAAUUCUGUGACCGGCACAUGUCCUGUCUGCCUGCACCCACCCACCCAUCCCGAAGCAUGCAGAAACCUGAUUCUGUUCCGUACACUAAAUUAUUAGCGUUUUGCUUCUCUUUAUUUUGAGACCUGUGGCUUCUGCUUGGAGAAAACACUUUAUCUGACAGUUGAAAGCAAUCAUUUUAAUUUUUGUGCCAGUAUUUAAUUUUCUGACUGCAGGCCUUGUGAAAAGCUAAAGUAACUAGCAAUGUGAAGGCCGGGUCUUACUGCUGCCAACGGCAUUGUAUCUGUUCAUCACAUGGUCUACAAGUGUCCUGGUUUCAUUGUCAUCUGUUAUAGGUUGCUUCCUCUGUUUAGCUAAACCAUGUGCUGCUGUCAGUGGUGUCAUCUUCACGUCUGGCUAUGCUCCUCACAAUUUCUAACAGGACAGUUUGUUAACUAGAGGGGGCCUCCCUCCCCCCUGAUAUGCCUCUUCCAGUGGGCAUGCAAUACACACUACAUCUGCUUUCCAUCGUCCUAUCGCUUCUUCCUUCGUCCCUCACUGAUCUGUAAAGUGAACCCAUUCCCACAAUGUGAUAAUGGCAAUGGUGCUACUUUGACUUGCUGCAUGGAUCUUUAACAUCUCUUGUUUUGCAGAAAUACACACUUAUUUAUUUUUCUUUCCCUGCUUUAAUGCCUUUUAGAUGUAAAGAUGCUAAAUUGCACUACUUAUCGUGUCUUGCAGUAGUUUAAUAACUAAGUGACUUUGCUAACAGUCUGGCCUUUUUAUAGCUCUUGCUUAAGGAUAUAUCCCCUACCAGCACUUUGCCAAAAGCUGAUUGUUGGCGACUGUCUUCAAUCCUCUACAGCCUCUCUAGGAAACCAAUCCUGUGACUGGGACAGACUGCAGUCAGUACUUUAGUUCCUAAAGGCCAGUUUCACACGUGUGGGUCUACAUCCACAUUUAACUGAAAAUAUUUCACUCUAAAGGGGUUAACUGGGCCACUAUAAUACCCCUCCAGUAUGUUUCAAUGUAGCUCUGAUCCAGUAAUUAUGGCCAGAGUUGGUACAUUUAGCAUGAUGAAAACAGAGCUGCAGGAAGCCUGAUCUGAUCUACUCCACACAGAGCGAUGUGUCUGGCUCCAGCUCUCUGUAUAUGGUUAUUUUGUGUCCAGGAUUUGUUCCAUUUGAGGUAUUUUCAUGGAGCUUUUGCAGUGGUUGUAAUUUUAUGGCAAUAUAUUUUCUGUGGCAUCCUACCUCAAAAUAAGUGCAGCUCAGAUGGAAACAAACUAUUUUAUACUAUCCGUAUUGCUAACAUAAUUCUCUUAGGGCAGGGAGCUAGCAAUCUAUUGUGUCUUCCAGAGACGCUCCAGUGCAUUGUAUUUGCCUGAAAUUGAUGACUAGAUGCACGGUAAUAAAUAAAAGCAGCUGUAGCCGGAGUAACAAACUAUUUCAGAACCCUUAAUUAAGAUGUACAGGUUUGCUUUCAUUAAAUCAUCACAGGAUUAAAGGGGGUUACAGUAUCAUCACUUUUCCAGUACUCGCCAUAAUUAAAUGAGAGAACUUUGUAAUUUGCUAUCUUACCAAAAUCUUCUUUAACCUGCAUCAGACAUCAGCAGUACUGGAAUAACUCCAUCUUCCCAAGACAUCGGCUUCCUCCACAGUUGUGGGUUUAACCAUAUUUAUUAUACAGAGACUUGCUUUUAAUGCAUUUUAUUGAAGGGCAAGUUUUGUUUAACCAAAAAAAACAACAACAAAGUUUGGCUUCUAUGUCCAGCCCUGGUAUUCUAUUAAGCAGUUGAUGGAUAUUCACACACUCUAAAAACUGGCAUUGUGCGCCUCUCAGGGGUGUCCCACCUCAGUCACCCAACAACAUAAAGGGACACUCCCCCUGCCCAAAUCAAUAAAUAUAACCAAUGAAAACAAGCACGCAUGCAUUUAAUUGAAGUAGCAGGACUGGUUGUCUGACAGCCAGGGGUGUGUAACAAGGUUUAUAUAUAAAACUUGAAAUAUGCUCCUUUCAAAUAAUGAGUAAUUAACCAUCUAUUGAUCGGACACCCCUCUGAUCUCACUAGUGCCUUGGAGCACGCUUUGCCAUCUCCAGUGACGUGGGGGUUAAAGCAUUGUUUCAUUAUAUGUGAAGCCCAGCUGUGGAUUUAAUUUUUUUUUGUGUGUGUGUGUGAGCUUUCUAUAACCACCACCCUCUGGGUAAUGGCUGCUGCUGUGCACAUUUUGUUAAUGUGGCAUUAAAAGGAGUGUACCUACGGAUAAAUACAGUCUACAUUACUUGAAUAUGAAUAAGUUCACCUAGCUGCAAUUCCAGUCUGAAGCCUGGCUCUGAUCGGCACGGCCAUUUAAUGUAGCACGCCAACAUUUUUAAUUACCCUGGGAUUUGGCAAUAAAUAAGCACAUUCUGUGAAAUCGCUGAAAGCAACAGUCCUCAUGCUUUGCCAUAACCUCGUCUUGUAUUUAGAUUGCUCUCCCCUUACCGCACACGUAAUAUUGUCUUACUAUAUUGCUCUUGACUUUGGUGAGGUGGGAGCUCCACUGGUUUAAGGUGCAGUACUCUUCCUCCACCCAAGAUAAAAGUAACAUGUUUACCUGGAAUGUAUUGUAACUAUUUUUGUAUAGAAACAUGCACAUUUUGUACAUUGUGCUUUAUUUUUAAUCUGUUUGAUACAUGCCGAUUGUGAUGACCACAUUAUGGUCACUGACACAAUUAACUACAAAUUAAAAUGACCACUGAAUUCCAUGUUUCAUAUUUUAUAGGAGUAUGUUCUGUGUGAGUAGUCAAUUGUUUUUUUUUUUUUGGGGUCUGUAAUGCUCCUAUUUAUUGUAAUGUAAUAAAUGAGUUCUGGUGAGUUUGCUGGUGUGUUCUUUGAUGGA
Messenger RNA from Pelobates fuscus (common spadefoot toad), 3980 nucleotides. RefSeq names its product KRAS proto-oncogene, GTPase (gene KRAS). Gene Ontology annotation, biological process: Ras protein signal transduction. Lineage: Eukaryota; Metazoa; Chordata; Amphibia; Anura; Pelobatidae. The coding region runs from base 566 to 1132 and encodes 188 amino acids. Gene Ontology annotation, molecular function: GTP binding; GDP binding; GTPase activity. The transcript has 5 exons. The record is from RefSeq and is a predicted model, not a curated record. Gene Ontology annotation, cellular component: plasma membrane.